AACUUUCUUACAAGCAAAAAAUAUUCUUCACCUUAUUGUCUAUAACAAGUAUGACUUUUUUUUACGUUACAAGAUUCGUUGAUUUAAUCGAAAAUUGUCACACGGUACCGUUUCUAUUGGAUAUCAUAGGCGUAAUAAUUUUGAUGAGUCUUACGUUAAUCCAGGUAUUAACAAUUUCUGGAAUUGAGGGAGCUAUCAGAUCUAUCGGUAUCUUAGGUGUAGCGCUGUGUUAUGUAUUUAUAUCUUGUUACAUGGGGCAGAAAGUCACGGAUGUGAGUUCGAGUGUAUGUGAAAAAAUAUUCAACUCUUUGUGGUACGACGCAGUUCUUUCAGAGCAAAAGGCAUUGUUAAUGAUAAUGAUGCGACGCUAUCAUCCGUUCAUCUUGACCGCCUGUAAAUUUUACGUGAUGUCUUUGCAGAACUUCGGAAUGAUACUUCAAACAACUAUCUCCUAUUGCAUGUUCAUCAGACAAGUCUGAAUAUGUUUCUUAUCAAGUUGCAAGCGUAGAAGUAACGUAGAAAAUUCGCGGGAAUGUUAGACGUGUACUAAUCUCCUUAGGAUCAUGUCGAAAAUUCUUCUUUGUAAAAAGAGGAAUCUGUUGAUGUGGUUUACAGAAUAGCAGAAUAUUUUUUGGAGUAUUUAAGAUAGUGUUACAGUAUUUUAA
Molecule: messenger RNA, 665 nt
Organism: Wasmannia auropunctata (little fire ant)
Lineage: Eukaryota; Metazoa; Arthropoda; Insecta; Hymenoptera; Formicidae
Product: odorant receptor 4-like
Exons: 5
Coding region: 51-479 (142 amino acids)
Biological process (GO): sensory perception of smell; detection of chemical stimulus involved in sensory perception of smell
Cellular component (GO): plasma membrane
Molecular function (GO): odorant binding; olfactory receptor activity
Source: RefSeq, a predicted model, not a curated record